AUGAUAUCUGUCGACUUCGUCGGACCUCUAACACGCUCUAAGAGAGGAAACACGGUCCUACUGGUAAUAGUGGAUUGGGUCAGCAAGUACGUACUUGUCAAGCCCAUGCGCACAGCGGACUCGAAGAAAAUGGUAGAAUUCCUGGAAGAGGAAGUGUGCCUAAAGUUUACCCGGCCUCGGCUCAUACUCUCUGACAACGGAAAGCAGUUCGAAUCGUUACUGUUCAAGUCUUGGCUGGCACGGCACAACAUCGGUCACAUGAAGACAGCGUAUUACUGCCCACAGGUCAAUAACGCAGAGCGUGUCAACCGUGUUGUGGUCACCUGCAUUCGUGCGUUGUUAGACGGAGACCAUCGGGGAUGGAACGAGAACUUAGCAGCUAUCACCGCAGCGAUCCACUCCGCGAAGCAUGAAGCUACCGGAAUCAGUCCGCACGAGGCGAACUUUGAUGACCCGAAGGUGGCGCAGAACCUGAGGUUGUCGACAAUACGGCGCAUUCACGAAUUUGUGUUACAGAGGGUACGGAACAACCACGAGAAAACCAAGCAGCGAUACAAUCUCCGUACCCGUCGGGUAGACUUCAAGAUAGGCGACAUCGUUUGGAGACGAACCUUCACAGAAUCGUCCAAGGCUGACCAGAUAAAUAAAAAACUUGACCACAAGUUCGUUCCAGCGUUAGUGAAACAAAUUUUGGGAAAGAACGUCUACCUUUUGGAGGAUGUCACUGAUGGCAAACAAGGCCGCUAUCAUGCCAAAGACAUCAAGGCGGACUGA
This is a messenger RNA of Wyeomyia smithii (pitcher-plant mosquito), 774 nucleotides long. RefSeq lists its product as uncharacterized. Gene Ontology annotation, biological process: DNA integration. The coding region runs from base 1 to 774 and encodes 257 amino acids. The transcript is spliced from 2 exons. The record is from RefSeq and is a predicted model, not a curated record. Gene Ontology annotation, molecular function: nucleic acid binding. Lineage: Eukaryota; Metazoa; Arthropoda; Insecta; Diptera; Culicidae.